Molecule: messenger RNA, 2668 nt
Organism: Tachyglossus aculeatus (Australian echidna)
Lineage: Eukaryota; Metazoa; Chordata; Mammalia; Monotremata; Tachyglossidae
Gene: HTATSF1
Product: HIV-1 Tat specific factor 1
Exons: 9
Coding region: 36-1412 (458 amino acids)
Biological process (GO): mRNA splicing, via spliceosome
Cellular component (GO): U2-type spliceosomal complex; U2 snRNP
Molecular function (GO): RNA binding
Source: RefSeq, a predicted model, not a curated record
GGGAGGCCGCGGCCGUCGGCCCGUGAGGGGAGACGAUGAGCGGCGCCGCCGCCGCCAUUAAGGACGACGACAACAACGGCAACGAGGAGCUGAGGGAGCAGCUGCGGCUGCAGCAGCUGUACGGCGAGGCCCAGCCGGGCGGGCCGAGGGACGGAGACCCCUACACCUUCGUGGACCCGGCCGACGGCGAGGCCUACGAGUGGGACCGCGACAAGAAGGCCUGGUUCCCCAAGAUAACGGAAGAUUUCCUUGCUACUUACCAUGCCAAUUACGGGUUUCCCGCCGAUGGCUCCUCCGCCUCAGAUGAGAAGACCGAAAGCAAGGCUGUUGGAGAUGCUAAGACUUCGCAGAAGCCCGUAGACAAAAAAACCACACAACAAACGGAGCCCAAACCUAAAGGAGAAAAAAGAAAGCCUGAGGCAGGGUGGUUUCAUGUUGAAGAAGAUAGAAAUACCAAUGUAUAUGUGACUGGUUUGCCUCCAGACAUUACGAAGGAUGAAUUCGUUCAGGUUAUGUCCAAGUGUGGUAUUAUAAUGCGAGAUCCUCAGACGGAAGAAUAUAAAAUCAAACUUUACAAAGACAAGCAAGGAAAUCUUAAAGGCGAUGGUCUUUGCUGCUAUUUGAAGAGAGAAUCUGUUGAUCUUGCCUUAAGACUUCUAGAUGAUGAUGAGAUUAGAGGCUACAAAUUGCACGUUGAAGUUGCGAAGUUUCAACUAAAGGGAGAGUACGAUGCAAGCAAAAAGAGGAAGAAAUGCAAAGACUACAGGAAAAAGUUGUCUCUACAACAAAAACAGCUGGAUUGGCGGCCCGAGAAGAAACCUGGUGCAUCGCGAAUGCGACACGAGCGAGUUAUAAUUAUCAGGAAUAUGUUUCACCCUAAGGAUUUUGAGGAAGACCCGUUAGUGCUGAAUGAAAUCAGAGAAGACCUCCGAACAGAGUGUGAGAAAUUUGGUCAAGUUAAGAAGGUUCUUCUCUUUGAUAGACAUCCAGAUGGGGUGGCAUCUGUGUCAUAUAAGGAAGCAGACGAAGCCGAUCAAUGUAUACAAGCUCUCAAUGGAAGGUGGUUUGGUGGUCGCCAACUAAGAGUUGAAGCGUGGGACGGUGUGACAGAUUAUCAGGUUGAAGAGACUUCGAGAGAGAGAGAAGAAAGGCUGAAGGUUUGGGGAUCGUUCCUAGGCGAUCCUAACGUAAACAAGGAAAAAAGUCCAUCCGAUUCCAAUUCCGCUUCAGGAAGCGUGGAGCCGCCGGAAGGGAAACAGCCCUCCAAGGAUAAUAGCACACCUAAGAGUGGUGUGAGUGACAAAGUUGAUAAGAAAGCGGGCAACGGUGAAGGCGUGAACGAAGAUGACGCCCAGUCAACAGACAGCAGCCUUGCGGGAAGUGAUGAUGAAGUGGAACCUGGCUAUCUCUAACCCUUUAGAAAAGCAUGAUUUUUAGGAUGGUGUUUGGAUUUCUAUUUCUCCAUGCUUCAGGGUGACGUCCGGUAGUGUUCCCAUGAGUACGUGUUUCAUAAGAAGUCUUCAACUUAGUGCUUUGAAGUUUUCAUUAAAGGCAGUACUUAGUGAGGCGCUAAAACUGCUCCUGAAUUGGCUCUUGUUCAGAAAAAAUGUUUCAGGUAGACUGACCGCCUCUGAUCUUGGGAGUAUCUGAAAAGGUCCUAAAUGUGGGAAGUACAUUAUUAAAGCUUUGAAUUUUUGUGAUCAUACAAACCGUAAGCAAUCCGACCUCAGGCACCGAAAAAUCUAUUUCAAGAUCUGAAUUUCAUUUAAAAAUUUUCAAGUUAAUGGUAUUGAUAUUUUCUUGAGAUGCUUGUUUCUCUGAGCACUUGGAAGUCCCAUCGACUUUUUGUUAGCGAUAUUUCCCCAAGCAGCUCCAUCUCGGAAGCAAAACACAAUGUUGCGUAGUCUCGACGAGAAAAAUAAUCAUUUUCAGAGUUGCCUUAGCCCAAUGUUAAUGUAAAAAAAAACCCCAAAAACCCAAAACAGAAGAUUUCUGAUGCCUCUCAGAUCAUUUUAAAAAAUCGGAGGGGGUACCUCCUGUGGAUCGUUGGCUUCGGGAGUUCGUAUAUAUCCACUGGGAGACUAGAUUCUCCACGGUAAAUACUUUAGUUCUGGGUUUGUGUACAUAAUCAUAGAGCCUAUUAGAGUGUUCUAUAUUGCUAACUAAUCUUAACUGGUAUUACUUAAAAUUAAACAUUGGUGGAUUUAAUUCUGAAGUGAGAAAUUAUUCUUGUAGAUUGUAGGUAUGUAAAAACUGAAAAUGUGUUCUUCUGUUAUAGUAUCUACGGUGAUCCUAAAAUCAAGCAUUUUUUUUGUCACUGGAAAAGAGUACAGAUGAACUUAAUUUUGAGCGUCUGUUCUUUUGACAUUGGUUUACUUUUGAAACAAUGGCUUCAUGUAAAGUUGCUAAUUGGCUCUUCCUUCAUACGCUUCAUGUUGAGGACUGUUAUUUUUGAAAUCCAUUAGCAAAGUAUUAAUUUUUUUAAAGUAUUUUUGAGGCUUGUUCUCUCCUCUCUGACUUAAGAAAUGCGUAUAUUUGUGAUUGAAUAUUGACAUCUUAAAACGUAGCAGAAAGGCAGCAUGAAGCCUUGAAGUAUCAAAAUCCGAGGAAGAAAUUUUAAAAGUGUAAUUGUGGUUGCUACUUUGAAUAUAAUUUGAAUUGCGUGAGA